Molecule: messenger RNA, 919 nt
Organism: Boleophthalmus pectinirostris (great blue-spotted mudskipper)
Lineage: Eukaryota; Metazoa; Chordata; Actinopteri; Gobiiformes; Gobiidae
Gene: timcc
Product: family with sequence similarity 136 member A
Exons: 3
Coding region: 162-578 (138 amino acids)
Cellular component (GO): cytoplasm
Source: RefSeq, a predicted model, not a curated record
AUGAUAUUCAGUCUCACGGAAGAAAACCGGAAGCUGUCCAUUUGAGCUCAUUUGAACCAUGCCUGAAUGGAGGUGACCUAGACAUCUUAAAUUUCACGUUUUAUUGCGCUACAGUCUAUCUAAGACCCAAUUCAACAUACUGAAAUUAAAACAAACACGAAAUGGCAGAGGCUCACCAGGGACGUGUCCAAGCUGUAGUGGAAGAAAUGGUCCAGAGUCUGGAGAGGGACCAUAUUCGCAAAAUGCAAAGUCGUAUGUUCAAGUGCAGCGCGGAGUGUUGUGAUCGCUCCACAGACUCUAUGACCCAGGUACAUCAAUGCAUCGAAAGGUGCCACACUCCACUGGCUCAGGCUCAAGCUCUGGUCACCUCAGAGAUGGAGAAGUUUCAGGACCGCUUAGCCAGGUGUACAAUGCACUGCAAUGACAAAGCAAAAGAUCUUUUUGACUCUGGUGCUAAAGAGCCUGCUGUAAGGUCCAUGAUGGAGCGCUGUGUGGGCACCUGUGUCGAUGACCACAUUAACCUCAUUCCCAGCAUGACCCGAAAACUGAAGGAGAAUUUGGACUCUAUUCAUCAAUGAAGAAGGCCAUGGGCUGCCCUGUGAAAAACCUUAAGUGACUGGUGGUUACACUUGUAUUGUUACACAUGUAACAGAUGCACAGUCAACUCAUUCAGUUAGGUGGAAAUAAAUGAACUUCUCAUGAGUUCUUGAGGCUGUAGAUUUAAGAUUUCCAGUGUAAUCUUGUGACAGUUGUCAUGAUCUGUAUGAUCUGUACAGCCUCAGCAUAUGUCUUUGACUUGUGACUGGUUUGUCAGUGAAUGGCCAGGAAUCAUGGCAUGAUUCUCAACCCAGAGAGGAAUCGGAUCUCUGUACUGCCGUGUUUACCUACCAAAAAUAAAGCACUGUUUUCAAGUCUUAAA